Messenger RNA from Pseudo-nitzschia multistriata, 957 nucleotides. The record is from the annotation of a GenBank genome assembly. NCBI's taxonomy places the organism in Eukaryota, Bacillariophyta, Bacillariophyceae, Bacillariales, Bacillariaceae.
CAAUUUUUUUACAAUUUAUUUGUGUGCUCACAACUUUCCAAUGGUCCUCGUGUUCCUCUUCGCACAGAAAUCCGAAAGAAAAAACCCAAGUUUGAGAGGCAAAACAACUCAUAAAAUCUUACUCUCUCUUUGUAUUAUUCAUAUCCUUCUCUUUUGUUCGUUCAAUCCAACAAGAAAUCAUGGCUCUAUCGAUCGACUACCUUGGUGACGAUGUUCUGAUGGAAAUCAUGACAUUUGCUUGCUACGGGGCGGGUCCGCUAGAGGUAGUAAGCCCUUCGGCACGAUUCGCCCAUGUAUCCAAGUGGUGGCGAAGCCUCUACCAGAAAGUGGUCGAGAAAGGGGGCUUUGUGACCAACGAAAUACGUGAAAUUACUGCAUCAUCUAUGGCCAUUAGCUCCAUGUCGCCAGAAACUGCCUUUCAUUUUGGAGGUCCUGUUCCAAGGCUCCGUGACCCCGUAUUCUUCUUCUGGUUUGACCGUUCGGUUACGAUCCGGGCGAUCUGCUUUAUUGUUGGAGGAACUCGACCAUCAGCUGUAAAAUGUAUCGCUGCGCCCCGCCACCUUGCACAUCCACUUUUUACCUGCUUCAUCGACAAAGAAUCUGGAGAGUCAGUGGAGAUUCCUGAGCUCCCAGACAAAUACGCCGUUUCGUCGGAGCUUUCUUUCGAUCGUGCCGAUUACGCUAAGAUCGUGGCGCACACAAUGCCUCAGGGAAAGGCCGCGAGUGAAGAAGAUCAUACAAAAGAGAUCUUGCCGUGUCUUCUAAAAAAUCCCGUGAAGGUCGACGCCAAUGAGUGCUUUUGCAUUUUCGCCCCGGGUUGCGAGGUAGAUAUCCGUGAGCCACCCCGGUUUAGUCGACUUUUUGAAUAAUUUGGCGUUUCCUGAUCGCUUGAUUCUCCAUUGCAGGAAUAAAGAAAAGAGACACACGCUUAUAUUUCAAUAAAAGCAAACUAUAAAU